Arabidopsis thaliana (thale cress) is the source of this 1215-nucleotide messenger RNA. RefSeq lists its product as hypothetical. The transcript is spliced from 6 exons. Bases 183 to 788 code for a protein of 201 amino acids. NCBI's taxonomy places the organism in Eukaryota, Viridiplantae, Streptophyta, Magnoliopsida, Brassicales, Brassicaceae. The record is from RefSeq and is marked reviewed.
AAGAAAAAGGAGAGAAUAGCCUUUAAACCCAAUCUUCUAUUCUCUAAGGUCUAACAAGCUAUCAUCAAGCUUAUUUAUUUGUCUUUUUCUCACCGAUUACGAAACACUGAAUCCAUUGUAUAUUCUUCUUGCGAUCUCGUCAAAUUUCAUAGGUGAAGAAGGGUUUAUAUAUUUGCCAAGAAAUGGGUAACGGAAUGUGGAAGCAAGAAGCCAGAGACUUGGUCGAGGAACCAUCGCAGAGUAAUGAGAAGCUGGAAGAUCAGAGACCACAAGAAUCUUCAUCCUCCAUCCCACGACAUGUUUGGGCUAAUCGGAGAGAAGAAAAGUUUGAUUAUAACAAAUACUACAUUAAACAAAGGGCUGACAUUGCAAAAUAUGGAGGACCUCAUCCAAAUAUAAUCCUCUUCGGUAGAGUUGGACUUCAUUGCUACAAUCUGCAAAAUGGCACAAACUUACAAUUUCUGACUGUACACAAUUUUGACUCAUGGAUAACCUCGAUUCUUUCUCAUUUCAUAAGUUUGGAGGCAAUGGAUCCAGUAGACAAUUCGAUCUGUGAGUUCGAAACGCACGUUAGGUAUGCCGUUGAGAAUAAACACUGCUUGAGCACAAUUACAACGGGAGGCAGAAUAAAGCCCAAAAUUCCAGAGGAGGAAGACACAUAUUUUGGAUGGAACAAAGAUCUCGUGGAUGAUUUCUUCAAAGGUGGUAUGCCCGAGUGGAUGCCGGAAGAUGCACUAACGGGAAGGGACAAGCUGCAAUACUAUGAGGUGAGAUUUUUCAUGUGUUAAAGAUUAAAAUAUUAAGGAUUUGAUGUUGUUGAUAUGGUACAGAUGAAAGAUUCAGAGUUAGAAGAAGAGAAGGAAUGGCUUCAUCUAUACGCGGAACUCGCAUUGUUCUCCAAACUGCAUGCGCAUGCGCUGGAGUCUGCAAAGCCAUUUGAGAUGAAGAAGAUAGUUGUGAGAACCAAAGCAAACGUGGAGUCGAAGAAGAAGGUGAAGGCGGAGAAUGCAAUCUUCUACACUAGCUUCAGAACCCGUUGUGGUCGAGACUGCAAUUGUAUAAUAAGGAGAACGACUGAUGGAAAGCGAGACCAUUUUUCUCUUGAAGUCAAAUGUUUCUUGUGAGAGUAGUAGUCCCCAAAGUUAUACAAUAAAUAACAUAUUAUAUAUAACUAGAUAAGGCCCGCCUAUUUAGGCGGGUGUACCCGAAAUUUUC